Messenger RNA from Tilletiaria anomala UBC 951, 2351 nucleotides. RefSeq names its product multicopper oxidase. Lineage: Eukaryota; Fungi; Basidiomycota; Exobasidiomycetes; Georgefischeriales; Tilletiariaceae. The transcript is spliced from 3 exons. The record is from RefSeq and is a predicted model, not a curated record. Gene Ontology annotation, molecular function: copper ion binding; oxidoreductase activity. Bases 201 to 2198 code for a protein of 665 amino acids.
AGAGGACUUCAUCGAAGGAUGAGCUGAUUGGCAUCAAGAAAAUCGGCCGUAGACAUGAUAGAGAAGGCCGGCACGCAUUCGUGAAAAGCAGAGCUUUCACAGCCUCACUUUUCAUUCAGGAAUGCAUCGCUCUAGCAUUGCGUGGGCUCGUCGCACACAGUAAGAUGACGGCCAAAGCAGCAAAAGCACAGCAGAGCACGAUGUCGCUCGCUGCAGAUUCUGUCCCUAUUUCGAAAGAACCCUCUUCAGCGUCCGCUAGCACAUCUCAUUCUGAGCUGGACCAAAGCAGCAAGCUUCCUGGCUCCAAAACAGGUCGCUUGAAACUGCGCUGGCUUUUAGCAGGCGGAUCAGCGUUCGUUAUCGUCCUAGCGCUGGCACUCGGCCUAGGCAUCGGCCUAGGCCUUCGCAAUUAUCGCUCCAACGGCAAUGCUUCCCUAUUGUCUGGCAACAGCGUGACAGCCAACUACAACGGCAAGCCACUGCCAUUUAUUCCACGUCGCCAACUCGUCGACCCAUCGCAAUUUGUGCUUGAUGCGUCUUUCGACCGGCAUGCACCGCCUACGGUACGCACGUACAACUGGACGAUCUCUCGCGUGCUUUCCGACCCUGCGGGCGUGCAGAAACCCAUGCUCACGGUGAAUCAAAUGUCGCCCGGCCCGACCAUCGAAGCCAACCUGGGAGACACGAUCCUUGUCUACGUGAAGAACGAGCUCGGAAAUGCGACGACGUCCAUCCACUGGCACGGGGCACUGCAAAACGGAACGAACUUCAUGGACGGCACGAUUGGCGUCUCUGAAUGCGGCAUCGCGCCCGGUGAGACAAAGCUAUACAACUGGACGGCGCAGAACCAGAUGACUAGUUGGUGGCACGCCCAUGCCGCGGGACAGUACACGGAUGGUAUUUUUGGCGCGUUGGUUCUGCAUUCGCCCAACGAGACAUACUCAUUCAAGCAUGCUGGCAGCGUCUCUAGCAGCGGCUCGGGCGUAACAGGCGCCUCAUUAGCAACAAAAAACAGCACGUACGAUGGCGAUAUCAUCGUCAUUGUUAAUGACAUUUACCACAGCAUUUCCGCCCAAUGGAUCGCCACUUACUUCCAGCCCGGAAAUGCAGAUGGGACCUUCGAGGGUGCCGAACCUGUUCCAGACAGCGGACUUGUUGCAGGCUAUGGCAGAGGGACCUGCUUGGGUUUACCGCCUGGCACGCCGUGUGAUGGCGGACAAUAUGCCAACUUCACAUUUGAGCCCAACAAGCGCUACCGUCUGCGUGUCAUCAACACUGGUUCGAUCGCCACGAUCAAUUUUUCCAUCGAUGGCCACGUCAUGACGCUCAUCGAGGCCGAUGGCACCGAGGUACAGCCGCAGAAAAUUACUGACGUGGACGUUAUGGUCGCUCAGCGGUACUCGGUGCUGAUCGACACUAAUCAGCCAGCUGGAGUGUUCUACAUGCGCGGGAAACUUACGGACGACAUGCUUUCAUACAAAAAUCCUGCACUCAACCAAGACCAGAGAGCUGUCAUGCGCUACAGCAAUGCUGCCGCUGAUGCCACACCGAGCGAGACGCUGCCAAUGAUCCCAGGUAACUACUCUAGCUUGGACGCGUCGACUCUCAGGCCGCUUCGAGCGAUAAAUCCGCCCAACCCGACACAGCUUACUUCGUUGACGGUCUCUUUCGGCAUCUCGCAGCAGAGCGAUUACCGGGCUUUCAUCAAUGGCACAUCUUGGGAGCCAGAGAUGGGCGGCAACUCUACACUCCUAGAGGCUUACAACGCGGCUGAGGUAAAUGCGGCGUUCGUACCGCCCAUCUCGCAGAUCGUUGCAAUGAGUGACAGCAUCGAGGUGCUUGAUAUCAUUCUUUCGAGCAACGACGAGGGCGAGCACCCUAUUCACCUGCAUGGCCACAUUCCGUGGAUCAUUGGCACUGGCAGUGGCACAUGGACACCUAGCAAGCUGGACCGGAAGCAGACGUUCAACAACCCCAUGCGCAGGGAUGUAUUCACAGUUCCUGCGUACGGCUGGGUCGCUGUGCGUAUCGUCACCGACAACCCGGGCCUCUGGCUAUUCCACUGCCAUAUUGUUGCUCACAUGGAAGCCGGCUUCGCUGCCCAGUUCCAAAUCCUACCUUCAAAGAUCAAGCAAUUCCCAGCCAUGCAAGUCGCAGAUGGCUGCGCCGCUGUGUCUGCUUUCUCGCAGAAGCGCUAGUUGAGCCCCUCCUUCCUAUUAGAGAACUCGCCACUCACACCGCCAUGGGCUCCACGUACCUCGAGCGUACUGGCACUCCUGUUUUCCUGCCAUUCGCGUUGACUGGGCUAUGUAUUUUAGGUAUAUUGAGAUGAUCGGAGCAAUAAUCAUGAC